AUGUCUAGAAAUACGAUUCCGUAAGAAAGGCGGAAUGUCAGCCGAGCAUCAUCGUUUGUUGAUCACCGGGCACACUCUCUAAAGCACCCCACAUUUAGAAAACCACCCAUUAAACUCCAAAGAUACACUGCACACGAUAAAUAACCCAAGAUACUACAUAGAAAUGAGAACAAUGAACGAAACAUAAAGCUUGCUACAAUAAAAACCACUAAAAAACCUACACAUCACUUACACUGAGUAGAAGCACAUCGCACCAUUAAUAAGACACCAACACAACACUGCACGCAAUAAACCACCAAACACACAAUAACCAAACAUAAAUACUAAACAAAACACACAUAACCCAUUCAACAAAAUCAAGAAAAGGCAGAAAAUCACUUAUUUAACAAGAUAGGCAAUGAGGUGACGGAGAGAAGGUCGGGCGAGGGGACGGGGAGACAAGGGGUGCCAGCUGUUCUCUCUCACUGUGGCCGCCAAAACAUUACUCAGGCUUAUCUGUCCCACCAUGGCCUCGCAGGAACUCCUAAGCAGGCUGGAGCAGAAGGCGGUGCAGGCUGAGCAGAUGAUAGACCUCCUCAGCCAGCAGAUCAGGCAGCUGCAGGCGGCAGCAGUAGACUCGCAGAAGGACCAGCUGAGGAGGGAAAACCAGGAGCUGCGUCUUGAAGUGGACCGACUUAAGGACUCACUGGUGGCGCUGGAGAAGACUCAGGGAAUACAGCAGCAUUAUGACUUCACCAAAUCCACAACAACAGGACCUGGAGUCACCACCACUCAGCAGGCACCAGCACCAGCACCAGCAGCACCCCAGCCAGCCCCUACAGCAGCACCACCACAGCAGAAAGCAGACAAGGAAAAGGUGAACAAGAAGGCAGAGAAGAAGGAGAAGAAGAAAGCAGAGGGAGGGGAGAAGAAGGGAGAGAAGAAGGCGGAGGAGGAGGCACCAGUGGAUGUCUCUCGCUUGGACUUCAGAGUGGGAAGGAUUGUGACGGCAGAGAAACACCCGGACGCAGACUCUCUCUAUGUGGAGCAGGUGGACGUUGGUGAGGAGAAGAAGAGGACGGUGGUGUCUGGCUUGGUGAGGUUCAUUCCCGUGGAGGAGAUGCAGAACAGAAUGGCCGUACUACUGUGCAACCUCAAGCCGGCCAAGAUGCGCGGUAUCACUUCAGAGGCUAUGGUCAUGUGCGCCUCCACCCCAGAGAAGGUGGAGAUCCUGGCACCUCCUGAGGGCAGCCAGCCUGGUGACCUAGUGGAGUUUGAGGGCUUCAAACGCUGCCCUGACUCGGUACUCAACCCAAAGAAGAAAAUAUUUGAGACCUGUGCGCCAGACCUCAAGACAGACACUAACAAGGUGGCGGUGUACAAGGGCAUUCCGUUUUCUGUGCCGGGCAAGGGCGUGGUGAAGGCACAGACCCUCGCCAAUGUUCAGGUCAAGUAACGGAUGAUAAUAGUUCCGCCCGCCACCCUCCGCCCGCCGUCACAGCAGCUUCUCCGUUUUCUUUGCCACGUUGCAAGAUCUCAUGGGUGAAGUUGACUUGCACGUUAUUUUGGCUUUGUUCAGAAUGAUUUAGCUGUUUGCUAUUUCUAUCUUUAUAGGGGAACUUGUGAAGCAAUAAAUGUUGCUUUAUUUUGAAA
This is a messenger RNA of Portunus trituberculatus (swimming crab), 1632 nucleotides long. It is a transcript of the gene AIMP1, whose product is annotated as aminoacyl tRNA synthase complex-interacting multifunctional protein 1-like. The transcript has 6 exons. Gene Ontology annotation, molecular function: tRNA binding. Bases 506 to 1435 code for a protein of 309 amino acids. NCBI's taxonomy places the organism in Eukaryota, Metazoa, Arthropoda, Malacostraca, Decapoda, Portunidae. The record is from RefSeq and is a predicted model, not a curated record.